UUUGCAACUGGGCGUACUGAGGGAAUGGGCGUGCUGCCUCCUCUUUUCUGGCUAUAUAUGCGUGCCCUGUGACCGCUUCAUGUUGAUCUUUUUCUUUUUUCCUCAGACCUCUCUCGCCUCUCCGCUCUCCUUGAUCUUGCUUCUUGACCUUCCUUCCCUUGUCUGUUGGCGAGCCACUUAUUGAUACCCAUUGCUUUCUUGCUUUUAUCUUAUACUCUUUGGUAUACACCAUAGAGCAUUGCUUAUUUGCUGUGUUCUUUAAUUGAAAAGACAUUCCUUUAUCUUUACUCUCUACCCUCAGACUUGGAUAAAGCAUCCGGAAUGCGUCCAACUCUUCUGUUUGUUACCUGCUUGGCGGUAACAUCUAUUGCGGCGCCAACCCUCUUCGACCAUGCCUACGACUACUCCGACGACAUGGCGGGGUUUCUAGGGAAAGUGAGCAAGCAUAUCGACAAGCUCAAGGACCUGAUGGACACCUCAACGACGUGCGACGCGUCCAAAAUUGCCCUGCCGUCCUUCGCGUCGGAGCUCCCCUCUCCGUCCGGCCAGAAACCCCUUUAUGUUGCAGUAGGUCGUGGUACACAGAAUUAUACCUGUGCAACGUCCUCGUCCGACUCGAAGCCCGAAGCCGUUGGCGCCGUUGCCCGUCUCUACAACGCCACGUGCAUUGCAGCCAGUUACCCCGACAUGAUCGAGAUGCUCCCGAGUAUCGUGUAUAAGAUGCAGCUGCCGGACAGCGACGAUGACCCUCUCCCACCGGCCAACAUCGAUCUGCUUGGCCAUCACUACUUUGCGGGAUCAACGCCUGUUUUUAACUUUGAUCUUGCUUCGACGCGUCAUGGUAUCGCGUUUACAAAGAAGGGUGCCGAGAUUGAUGCUCCGUCCAGUGCUGUCAAGGGUGGCAAUGGCGCCGUUGCGUGGCUCUAUCUUUCCACGGUCAAUGGCACGGUUGGUCGGUACAAGAGUGUCUAUCGGGUAGACACGGCUGCGGGUCAAGCGCCAAAGACCUGUAAGAAUAUGCCGUCGCAGUUCACAGUGCAGUAUGCUGCCAACUACUACUUUUAUGAACGGUGAAGUGGAGUGUGCUGUACACAAUAUAUAUAGGGCGUUUUUCAUUUGUAUCACUUGGGAUGGACAUAGUUAUGACUGGCAUGACAUACACAGUUGACACC
This is a messenger RNA of Aspergillus steynii IBT 23096, 1172 nucleotides long. RefSeq lists its product as uncharacterized. Bases 322 to 1074 code for a protein of 250 amino acids. The record is from RefSeq and is a predicted model, not a curated record. The transcript has 2 exons. NCBI's taxonomy places the organism in Eukaryota, Fungi, Ascomycota, Eurotiomycetes, Eurotiales, Aspergillaceae.